Fragaria vesca subsp. vesca is the source of this 1260-nucleotide messenger RNA. RefSeq lists its product as uncharacterized. The coding region runs from base 1 to 1260 and encodes 419 amino acids. Lineage: Eukaryota; Viridiplantae; Streptophyta; Magnoliopsida; Rosales; Rosaceae. The transcript has a single exon. The record is from RefSeq and is a predicted model, not a curated record.
AUGGACAAGGAAUGGAUAUUUUUAGAUAAAAACACUGCAGAAUAUGAGGCCGGGCUGAAUGCAUUCGUCAAUUAUGCCUUAGAGCAUGCUUCUUUUGAAAGUACAAUCAAAUGUCCUUGUAAAAGGUGUCAUAAUGGCUACAAUAGAUUGCCUUCUGUUGUUCAGCAGCAUCUUAUGGUGGAUGGAAUGGAUCCGAAAUAUGUGAACAUCCCUUGGACCGACCAUGGUGAGCAUUUACCAGAUGUAGUUGGUCCUAACUUGCCAGGAACUUCCUCAUAUCAACAAGAUUUGAAUUUGCCCGGAUCUUCACAUCAAGUAGAUUCUAAUAUGCAAGAUAUGUUGCACGAUGCAUUCGGCAUGUACGAAGCUGAAGAUGAUGCUGAAGAGGAGUUGUUAGAACCAGCAGCGGCCACUGAAGGUCCAUCCUUGCCAAACGGCCAUACCCCCGAUGCACAAAAAUUCUACGAACUUUUGAAAAAGGCUGAUACUGAUUUAUACCCCGGUGCAGGAAAAAAGAUGUUUGAUUUCUUGAUAAAGCUAUAUCAAAUAAGAGCAUUGAACAGUUGGAGUGAUGCAUCGUUCACCCAAUUGCUUGAAUUGUUAAAGGCUUAUUUGCCUCCCGGGGAAACGCUUCCUGGUUCCUUUUAUUUAACAAAAAAGUUCAUUAAAAGUCUUGGGCUGACAUACAAGAAAAUCGACGCGUGUCCUAAUGAUUGCAUGUUAUAUCGGAAGCUUCGUGUUAGAGACCGAACUUGUUAUAAAUGUGGCGCUAGUCGGUACAAAGAGGAAGAGGACACAUGCCCCACAAACACAAGCUCCAAGAAGCCGGUACCAGUUAAGGUUUUGCGUUACUUUCCAUUAGUGCCAAGACUUCAAAGAUUGUUCAUGUCUCGCCACACCUCUGAAUUUAUGGUUUGGCAUUCUGAUCCUGAAAAGAGACCACGAGAUGGGGUUCUACGUCAUCCAGCCGAUUCUCUUGCUUGGAAAGAAUUAGAUAAAAUUGACAAUAAUUUUAGCUCCGAUGGUCGAAAUGUUCGUUUGGGUCUAGCUAGUGACGGAUUCAACCCUUCCGGUAUGAUGAGUUUGUCCCACAGUACUUGGCCUGUUAUCAUUACUGUUUACAAUCUCCCUCCUUGGUUAUGCAUGAAAAAGUCAUACAUGAUGUUGUCGUUGCUCAUCCCAGGCCCUAAAACUCCUGGAAACGAUAUAGAUGUGUAUCUGGAACCUUUGAUAGAUGAAUUGAAAUUGCUAUGGACAUAA